Molecule: messenger RNA, 1592 nt
Organism: Danio rerio (zebrafish)
Lineage: Eukaryota; Metazoa; Chordata; Actinopteri; Cypriniformes; Danionidae
Gene: b3gat3
Product: beta-1,3-glucuronyltransferase 3 (glucuronosyltransferase I)
Cellular component (GO): Golgi membrane; membrane; endomembrane system
Molecular function (GO): galactosylgalactosylxylosylprotein 3-beta-glucuronosyltransferase activity
Source: RefSeq, marked validated
AUGCAGUCUUUGUAACCGUAAAUGAUUACAAACUAACAGAGCGAACUAAAAAUCAAGAUAGAGUCACAGGAUGUACUUUACUUUAGGUAACGUUAACGUUAGCGGUAUCUAUUGUCAUUCUCCCCAAGCUGCAGUCGUGCUCGUCGUAAUGGGUUUCCAUGGGCGGAGUGUGUAAAAACCAAGGGUCUCCUUCAGUCUCGGCUCCAGCAUCAGCAGCAGGUCAUCAUGAGGAUGAGACUGAAGCUGAAGACAGUGUUUGUCCUGUACUUCAUGGUGUCUCUGUUUGGGCUCCUGUACGCGCUGAUGCAGCUCGGUCAGCGCUGUGACUGUCGAGAUCAUGAGCAAUCUAAAGAUCAGCAGAUCUCUCAGCUGAAAGGGGAACUGCAGAAGCUGCAGGAGCACAUCAAAACAUCAGAGCUGUCCAAGAAGACGGAUGUGCCCAGAAUAUACGUCAUAACACCCACAUAUGCUAGACUGGUGCAGAAAGCUGAGCUCACUCGUCUAUCUCACACAUUCCUCCACGUUCCCCAGCUGCACUGGAUCGUGGUGGAAGAUGCUCCUCAGCAAACUCAGCUCGUCUCCGACUUCCUGUCUGCUUCCGGCUUGACCUACACUCAUCUAAACAAGCUGACGCCCAAGGAGAGGAAGCUGCAGGAGGGAGACCCCAACUGGCUGAAGCCCCGGGGGGCUGAGCAGAGGAACGAGGGUCUGCGCUGGCUCAGAUGGAUGGGUUCUACAGUUCACGGGAAAGAAGCAGCUGCCCUUGAAGAGGCCGUGGUUUACUUUGCUGAUGAUGACAACACGUACAGCCUACAGCUUUUUGAAGAGAUGCGCUAUACUUACCGUGUGUCAGUGUGGCCUGUGGGUCUGGUGGGUGGGAUGAAGUUUGAGCGGCCCGUGGUGGAGGAUGGGAAGGUUGUGCGUUUCCACACUGGCUGGCGUCCCAAUCGGCCCUUCCCUAUCGACAUGGCUGGAUUUGCAGUGUCCCUGAGGCUGGUACUGACCAAUAAGGAAGCUUUGUUUGACGGAGACGCUCAGAUGGGCUUCCUGGAAAGCAGUUUCCUUCAGCACCUGGUCACUAUGGAUGACCUUGAACCGAAAGCAGACCUGUGCACCAAGGUGCUGGUUUGGCACACCCGGACUGAGAAGCCAAAGAUGAAGAGAGAAGAAGCUUUGCUGAAGCAGGGGAUGGGCUCUGAUCCGGAUGUGGAGGUGUGAGCAGAACAUGCCCGAACUUCACCAAACAUCCACACUUCCAUUGUGCCAAACACAUUCUCUUAUUUAUCUGGCAAGAGCUGAAGCUUGUAAUGUAAUGCAGACACUAUAAAUGUGAACUCUGGCCUACAAACCAAAGACAUGAGGAAUGAGGAAAGAAAAUGAUGAAUGCAUAGAUAAGAAAAGCAGGAGAUGCACACAGAACAACCCGUGACUUAAAUGCAAAUGGCUUGCUAGAAAUCAUUUUACAUUUCAGAAUCCAUGCUUAUCAUCUGAAUAGUAUUUAAAGAAUUUUACAGGCACGCAAGUUGAGCUUGUGUCGAUGUUUUUAGAAAUGUAUAAAAGUUUGCCGGGAUUAUAUUUAUUACUCAUUGUUA